Molecule: messenger RNA, 1140 nt
Organism: Drosophila elegans
Lineage: Eukaryota; Metazoa; Arthropoda; Insecta; Diptera; Drosophilidae
Product: sulfotransferase 1C4
Exons: 5
Coding region: 79-1119 (346 amino acids)
Biological process (GO): sulfation
Cellular component (GO): cytoplasm
Molecular function (GO): sulfotransferase activity
Source: RefSeq, a predicted model, not a curated record
CGAGGCCCGAAAGCGGGGUCAAGAAGUUUUCCCAACGAUCGUUUCUGCAGUCAACGCUGGCAACUGGUUGCGCGAGCAAUGGAAAAGUCUGCUCUCAAGUUUCCCCAUGAGAUUCGCGAUGUGGAUGAGUCCACAAAUGCGGAGCUGUUAAAAUACUUCCAUGGCGAGCGGACUGGCUUUGUUCAGGUCGGAUCUGAGGGAUAUUUCUUCCCGCACAAGUACAAGGAGGAGGCCGAGAGGUAUUACAACUUUGAGGCUCGACCAGAUGAUGUCUGGAUUGCCACGGUGCCAAGGUCGGGCACCACUUGGACGCAGGAGCUCAUUUGGCUGGUGGCCAAUGGCCUGGACUUUGACCAGGCCCAGCGACGACCGCUCACCGAACGCUUCCCAUUCUUUGAGUUUCCCUUGUUUGUGCAUCCCAAGGUAAAGGAGGAGCUGCAGAACGAAAACCGUGACUCAGCUGAAGCCGUAGAGUUUCUUGAGAAGAUUUCCCGACCGGGCUACGAGACGCUGAGGGAAUUGCCAAGCUCCCAGCGACGCUUUAUCAAAACCCAUUUUCCUUUUUCUCUAAUGCCGCCUAGUGUCUUGGAAAAAAGGUGCAAGGUGAUCUAUGUGGUUCGCGAUCCCAAAGAUGUGGCAGUUUCCUAUUACCAUUUGAACAGGCUCUUCCGGACGCAGGGCUAUGUGGGAGAUUUCGAGCGUUACUGGCGCUACUUUCAAAGAGGAUUAAAUCCGUGGCUGCCCUACUAUAGUCAUGUGAAGGAGGCUCUCGAGCAUGCCAAGCUGCCCAAUGUGCUCUUCCUGCGCUACGAGGACAUGCUGGUAGAUCUGCCCGGCACAGUUCACAGCAUAGCCAACUUCCUGGAGUGCCCGCUGAAGCCCGAGAACCUGGAUAGGCUACUCGAUCAUCUGAGCAUCAAGACUUUCCGCGAGAACAAGUCAGUAAAUAUGCACGAGAUGGCUUCCGUAGGCAUCCUCAACAAAGGAGAGGCAGGAUUCGUGCGUAGUGGAGCCAAAACAGCGUGUCGGCCACAGAAGGAGUUCGUCGACAAUCCUAAGCUUUUGAAGAGCGCGAACGAAUGGGUGGAACAGAACGUAAAAUGCUUCAAGACCAUAUAAAAUACCUUACUUUGAUGGCUA